Messenger RNA from Vitis vinifera (wine grape), 525 nucleotides. RefSeq lists its product as uncharacterized. The transcript has 2 exons. The record is from RefSeq and is a predicted model, not a curated record. The coding region runs from base 14 to 358 and encodes 114 amino acids. NCBI's taxonomy places the organism in Eukaryota, Viridiplantae, Streptophyta, Magnoliopsida, Vitales, Vitaceae.
GUGGGGAAAAAAAAUGAUGAGAAGCAUGAGGGCGGUUCUGGUGCUGGUGGCUGCAGUCUUAGUAUGCAUUUGGGGGAAUAAUCACAUGGCGAGCGCAGACACGAGUCCCAGCGAGUGCAAAGAGGAGAGGAACCAGCUGGUUAACGCUUGCAGGCCAGUGCUAUACUGGCGCAGCCCAUCUGCAGACUGCUGCCAGCGCGUUCGAGUGAGCCAUGUUGAGUGUGUGUGCCCCUACGUCAGUACCAAGACCGCCGCCAUCAUUGGAGGCCUUGGUGUUCCAUACGUGGUUAAGAAAAUUGAAGGGUGUGGAAGGACAGUUCCUCGAAAAUUCAAGUGUGGGAGUAUCACCACUCCAUGAGGAAGACACCCUGCUCGCUUUGAUAUGAAUAUAGUUUGAUCAGUUACCAUGUUUAAGUACCGAGUAUUAGCUACUGUUGCCAUGUUUGUGAGUCGAAUAUCUCCUUGUGCUCCUGUUGUGCUACUAUGACUUUACUAUGAAUAAAACAAGAGUAUAUUACCAAAUAA